UGCCAUUUAUUGCUCAGAAGAAGAACACGUAGCCAUAAUGGAGCCACGAAAUCAGUUGCUUGGACAACCGAAAGAAAUGACCCGUCCGGCAGGCCUCUGCAGUCGUUUGCUAGCACCAUUACAGUGGUAUGGCGUGGUCCUGGCAUUCCUAAUAUUCUUCGUCGUUGCUGGGACAAUCUACGGCCUUUUGAAGUUGUACGGCGCUCAAAACUACCCACAAAAGAAAGUUCCGGCGCAAAGGGAGCAUAUUCCAAGGAGCUUCUACGAUGCGGACAACAUUUCGGGGUACAGCGAUAACAUAGUUCCGAAUAUACUGCACUUGGUAAGCUACAAUACGCCCAAAUUGGAGUUGAUUGACGUGGUGACCUUCCGCUCGAUGUAUCUGAACCAUUGGCCCGAGAAGAUAUACGUUCACUGCAGUCCUUGUGGCUUUGAAGGGAACUACACUCGCUUUCUAGAAGGCAUCAACUUCACCUUCAUCCCAACAGUUUACCCCACUGAGAUUUUUGGCAAUCCCAUCAAGGUAUCUCACCACGCAACCGACGUGAUCCGCAUCAAAGGUCUGAUGAAGUACGGAGGCUACUACUUUGACCGAGACGUGUUCGUGAUUCAAUCCCUGCGACGUUUCCUGCGCUACGAGGCAACCAUCACCUUCGAGCCCGGGGACGCCUUGGGAAACAUGAUGAUGUUCUUUCACAAGGAAUCGCGCUUCCUACGGCUCUACCUGGAGACCUACCGCCAGUUCAACGACUCACUUUGGUAUUACAACGCCGGCCAGCUGCCCACCAAAGCUGUGCUCACUACGCACCCGCAUCUCAUCCACCGAAUGAAGUACGGCAUCGAAGGCGGACUGGACAUGCUAGGCGUCCUGUACGAGCCUCACGCCUACCCGUACUGGCGGAACGCUUUUACCAUCCACCUGUACACGGUUCACCGCGGGGAGUCACCAUACGAUCCACUGCACGCGGCUACGUUUAACGAAACCAACAUCCGGGACCUCGACAAUGCCUUUGGACAGAUGGCGCGCUCGGUUCUGUUCGGAACCUCCGCCUUCGUGCCCCUGGACGCCCCCGUGCGGAGCGUCGCCGAACUCGCGGCUAGAAAGGAUCGGGGCGAAGACCUUACCAGCAUGCGCCCAGGAAAUGAGCGGCCAUUUUAUUACCCUGUGAUCAACACCACCAAGUUUAAACGCCAUCACUGACGCAAGCUCACAUGGGGGUUGUGUACGGGGCGCUCUUUACUUGUGAAUUAAUUUCAAAACGUAAAAAAAGUGUUCUGGUUUACUGAACAGGCCCAGUGUGCUUAGGCCGAAGUAUUGUGAUGCAUAGAGUGUAAAAUGUUUGAUGAGUUUUUGCAGCUACAACUGCUAGUGGUUGAGUCCCUCGUGUUUUUUUUUAAUGUCUAGCAGUGUUAACCACCUUCCCUUGAUGGAAAACUACAGGAAAGGGUCAGUUUUCUUUCUCCAGUGCCCUUAUAUGUGCUGAAUCUAAACAACUUUUGCUACUUGAGCAGAAGACGUGUGACGGCGAUGCUCCUAUCGUUACUUUUGCUCUGGCCCCGCUGGAAAGUUCUGUUCAUUUGUUACCUGUAACGUGUAUAGCACAUACACAAUUCAGAUUAAUGAUGAGCAGGGAGAACUUCCAAGAAGUUAGGGUUUUUCCGCAGGUUUCUGGAAAGACAAACCAUUGUUCCUGUGAACUUCAGUAAAGGACUUCUGGGUGUACAAAUACGUUUACUCGAAUUUAUCAUCAGCAUCGCCAAUAAUUCUGUCUUGCUGCACGUUAUUUGAACCAAUGCUGUCAAAUGAGAGUUUCCCUGGGAGAGUCAAAAUCACAUUCACUUGUUCACGCACUCCUGAAAAAAAAGAAAUACAUGAAACUCUCAACCUUUACAAUUUUAGCCUACUUCUGGUCAGAUAUAUUCCAUGCCUCGUUGAACUCUAAUUUACUUUCUUGUACUAAGGAGAUCGUCGUAUUUCAUCUAUAAAUCUUUUGAUGCUGAUCGUUUUUGGUAGUCUUGGAUUU
This is a messenger RNA of Dermacentor albipictus, 2024 nucleotides long. RefSeq lists its product as uncharacterized. The record is from RefSeq and is a predicted model, not a curated record. Lineage: Eukaryota; Metazoa; Arthropoda; Arachnida; Ixodida; Ixodidae.